Polistes canadensis is the source of this 2304-nucleotide messenger RNA. RefSeq lists its product as uncharacterized. Bases 946 to 1836 code for a protein of 296 amino acids. NCBI's taxonomy places the organism in Eukaryota, Metazoa, Arthropoda, Insecta, Hymenoptera, Vespidae. The record is from RefSeq and is a predicted model, not a curated record. The transcript has 3 exons.
UCCUUUUUUGAAUAACAAUUCAAACUAUGUGCCUUUUGCGACGAUGCGAACAAACUGUUUCCACUAAAUACAUAUUUUUAACAAUAAAUUUCAUAUAUUGUUUAUAUAUUGUCUAGCCUUUUUUUUUUUAUUGUUAGUAGUAAAUAUAUUCCAUGUCUAUUUUGCAGUUGCAUAACUGAAACUACGUCGCGUCUACCGUUAUCUGUACAUAGCUUAAAAAGUGCAUGUAUAGUUUUAACAAUGACACUAAUAAUUGUUAUCUUGCACUUUAUCCGUUAGUGACUCAAAUAUUACUUUGUUUGACAGUGAGAUUCGGUGUAUAUGCAAAACAAUAGAUGUGAUAAGUAAUAUAAUGUGUUAAUAGCGAGGAGCAAAUAAGUAUCAUUUUGUUAUAUUAGCGUAAAACAAUCUAAUUGUCAUCAAUCACAUCGUCGCAACGAAUCUUUCAGUUUAACAAGAAUGCCUAAUGGAAUUACAUUUCUUUCGCAAUAAAUACCACAAAUUGUAGCAUCGUAACCAAAUACCGAAUACGACUAUUUAGCAUUAAUUCUUAACGCGUGCUUAACAUAAAAACGUGGAAUAAAAUGGAAUAACAACGACGUAGAUCGAAGUUUUUUCUUCGAUGCUGAAUAGUAAAAAUAUCUAAUUAUACGUUCAUAUGAUAAGUCUGGUCAAUUAACUUGGAAUAAAAUAACAAAUGCGAAAACAAAAUGGCCACCGCUCGGAGCCUUGUUUAUCGACGUGUACGGAACCAAUUCUACGAGUGAAACCGGUUUGGAACUAGUUUUCUUCGGGUUUUCGGCUCUUUCCCCCACACCCCUCCCCACCACUCCACAUGAAAGAUCCCGUCUCAUACGACUUGAACACAAGUCGUAUUCGUGUAUGGAAUCUCUCUCGGAGGAGUGCAAAGUUUCGUGAAGGUUAUAUAUAAUUUGAUGUAUAGAAAUGGCAAACGACGAGAAAGAACAGGGAGGUCCGAACAUUAUUGAUGGAAAUCAAAUGGAAAUUAAAAUAGAGCCAGCAGUGCAAUAUUACGUCGAGGAAGAACAUGAAAAUAGUUUGUCCAGUAUCGAAGGCAACGGUACGAUACCCUCUACUACUGUGGACGUUGGUGCUUUAAAUCUCUGGACUAGCAAGGCUACCACCUGUCUCAUUAGUCAAUAUAAAAAGUAUCGGUCGAUGGUCGGACAGUCGAUGCGGAUUAGAAGUUUACGAGAAAUGUUUGAAAUGAUAUCUCUGGAAAUGCAAAAUUACGGCUUUUAUUUUAGUCCACAGAAGUGUGAGAACAAAUGGCGUGUUUUAGAACGCAAGUACAAAAACUUAAUUUUCCGGGAACGAUUGAAAAAGCCUGGAAGAAUGAGACAUUAUGGCCAUUGGGAACAUAAGAGAGCCCUCGAUGAGAUAUUUAACGAAAAAGAGAGACACGUAUAUAUGGAAGAAAACGAUUUUCCAUCGCCGACAGAAACAAUUAAAUAUUCGAUGAUUGUUUCAAGAGCAACGUCGGAACAAACCACAAGUUCUUCAAAUUCUAAUAAUAAUGAACAUUGUGAUCCAUUAGCUACAUUAGUAUCGGACGCUGUACCGGAAAAACAUAGCGAACAUUUAGAAUGCAAGAUUACUUUGACGACGCUAUUUCAAAGGUUUCUCGACGAAAUGGAAAAGAACUUUGCAUUGGCUGAACGAAACAAAGAGAGACGACAUCAAGAGGAAAUGACUAUGCGCCAAAACGAGUUGGAAAUGAAAAAAAGAUUGUUGAAAUUAAAAGAACAAAAGAUAGAAUUACAAAAGUGUCAAAUGAUCGCUGCUGCUCAGCAUUUUCAUCUUAACAAGCAAUAAGUCUUCUAUAUCGAAUUUUUCAAUUAACUUUUGUAAACAAUUGUCAAUUGCGUAGUCAUUUUAUGUUUUUUCUCCAAAUUUUGUAUUAUAUAUAUGUAUGUGUUGCUACAGAUGCCAAUUGGAUAGAGUCAUUUAAAAAAGUGAGCACAAGAUUUUAACGUAUGGCGAUUAUACUUGAAAUAAAAAAAUGUACAAUGAAGAAAAUUAUUCUAUGCUUACGAUAAAAAGCUAAUGAAGUAUCAAUAUAAAUGCAUUAAUAGAAGUUAAAGAGAAAUAUAGAACCUUUUCUAACAGUAUACAUAAAUAAUUUUGAUUUCAUAAAAAGAAAAAUUUAGCAGUUGAGAACGCAACUUGGUGUAGACUCUUGUCGUUAGAUGGUACUCACAACGGUUCAAAAUGAACAGUCGAUAAUGAAUAAAGGAAAAGAAAUCUGUAAAAUCAAUUUUUGUUUUUUUUCAAAUAUAUAAA